This is a messenger RNA of Metopolophium dirhodum (rose-grain aphid), 1155 nucleotides long. RefSeq lists its product as uncharacterized. NCBI's taxonomy places the organism in Eukaryota, Metazoa, Arthropoda, Insecta, Hemiptera, Aphididae. The record is from RefSeq and is a predicted model, not a curated record. The coding region runs from base 586 to 1125 and encodes 179 amino acids. The transcript is spliced from 3 exons.
UUAUUGUCCACGACGACGGGAAAGCGCGGACAGUAUAAUAUAGGCUUGUAGAUCUAUUUUGUACAGAAUAAUAAAUUAUUCCAAUAAAUAGUCGUUCUGUGAACGAAGUCUGUACGUUUAUCAAUUUGGUGAAAUGUACGGUUUAAUCGGCAUGGCGGUAUGAGGAAAAAAAGAAUUAUAAUAAAUUAUAAUAAUUAAUAGGUAUUCGAUUUAACCAUGGACAUAAAUUAUAAUUGAUGUAAUUUAAAUGUCCGUGGAUUUAAUGAUCGUUGUUAAUAUUGUUCUGCGCUAUAAGUUAUAACCGUAGGUCCACACAUAAUAAAUAAUUAUCUAUAGACUGAGGGACAAGGGUCAGUUGUAACACUGUAAUCAUUUUAUGGUUUUCGUGGAUUUAUCAAUGAUAAUACGCGUUGUGAAAUACAAUUGAGGUGUUUGUUAAUUAAUAUUAUAGAAUAACUCCUAUGACAGAGAUGGGAGGCUUUCUUUUUUUUUUUAAUUUGAAAACUAAACGAUUGCGUUGAAAGACCAUUUGCAUUAACGUACGAAAACAAUUGAACAGAAUCUGACACUGACGUAUAUUAAAAAAUGACGACUGCAGAUUACGUUUCCAAAUAUUUGGGAUUGUUGAGUAAACUGCACAACGACCAAACAGCAUUGGCACCCUUAAGGGUUUCUAUCUUAUGUUCUCAGCACAAUCAAAGCAGUCUACUAGAUGAAAACAAAUCUACAAACACAGAAAACUAUUGUCAACACUGUUUAACUCCCUGGAAGUAUGGACAUUUUGUUAUGAAAACUCUUCCAAAUCGAAAAAAAAAUGAUAAAAUACAAAAAAAGCGUUCUACUAUGUUAUUUAAUAUGGGAAUUAAGUGUAUGGUGUGUUUAAAUACAACUAGUUCAGUGUACAAGAAGAAUAAAAUAUUAAAUCAAAAACCUACUGAAAAAUUGCUAAAGAGUUCAACACCAAAUAAAAGUAUUGAAAAAACAUCAAAAACUGAAGAAAAAGUUGAAACUAUAGUUAAUAAAAAAACAAAGAAAAAAAAAAGAACCCUAUAUGCUGGCUUAAACCCAUUAGUUUUUAAAAAUUUAAAUAAGAACACAUUAAAAAAUCCAACUAUGAACUUAUGAUAAUGAGUGCAAAUAAAAUCUUUUAUGUAA